Molecule: messenger RNA, 1976 nt
Organism: Phragmites australis (common reed)
Lineage: Eukaryota; Viridiplantae; Streptophyta; Magnoliopsida; Poales; Poaceae
Product: U-box domain-containing protein 39-like
Exons: 1
Coding region: 118-1698 (526 amino acids)
Biological process (GO): protein ubiquitination
Cellular component (GO): cytoplasm; nucleus
Molecular function (GO): protein binding; ubiquitin-protein transferase activity
Source: RefSeq, a predicted model, not a curated record
CAAAAAAGAGUCUCCACUCCCCAGCCAGCUAGCCAAACCCCAAGCCGAAAGCAGCCGCCAUUGUUGGCAUUGCACCACCAAAAGCAGCUGCUGCCGCUGCUGCUGCCGGCGACGCGGAUGGGUGCCGCGCGAGCACGGUGUUGGAAGCUUCUGCCCUUCCGCUCACAGCCGCCGGCAAGGGAGGGAGUCCCUGUGCCAGAGGAGGUGCCGGUGGAGUUCCUGUGCCCGGUCUUGGGCACACCGAUGGCGGACCCGGUGAUCCUGCCGUCGGGGCGGACGUAUGAGCGCGCGUGCGUCCAGGCCUGCGUGAAGCUCGGCGUCUCGCUCGGCCCGAAUGGAGUGCUGGUAGGGGAGGCGCCCGGUGGUGCAGUGGUUGACGUGGCCAUACCCAACGACGCGCUCCGGGCGGCCGUCCGGACGUGGUGCGCGCGCUCUGGUCGCGCUGCGCCCGUGGCGCCUUCUGCGGAGAAGGCAAGGGAGGGAGUGCUCCGCGCGGUGCCACCGGUGCCAUCGCCAGCACCGGCGAGGUCGUCGUCGAAUCUGUCGUGCUCGUCGUCGGGGGCGUCCGCUGCGUCGACGUCGUCGUCGACGACGACGGAGAUAGCCGCGGUGGAGGUGGAGGUGGAGAAGGAGGCGGUGAAAGAGAAAGAAGCGGUGUCGCUAAGGGUUGGUGAGGCGGAGGAGGAGGCGGUGGCGAAGGCGGUGGAGGCGGGGGAUGAGAGGGAGGUGGAGGCGGCGAUGGCCGCGCUGCGGCGAGCGACGCGGGAGGGCACGGCGAGCCGGCGCGCGCUCUGCGGGCCGCGGCUGCUCGCGGCGCUCAGGCGCGUGCUGCUGUCCUCGCGCCACACCGCCUCUGCGCGCGCCGACGCCGCCGCGGUGCUGGCGAACCUCUCCCUCGAGCCGGAGAACAGGGUGCCUAUCGUGCGCGCGGGCGCGGUGCCGGCGCUCGUCGAGGUCAUCGCCUCGACCGCCGCGCCGCCGGAGGCGUGCGAGCACGCGGCCGGCGCGCUCUUCGGCCUCGCCCUCCACGAGGGCAACCGCGCCGCCAUCGGCAUGCUCGGGGCAGUGCCGCCGCUCCUCGCCGUCAUCGCCGCCAGCAACCACGCCCCGCGUGCGCGCCACGACGCCGGGAUGGCGCUGUACCACCUCUCCCUCUUCGCUGUGAACCAGUCCAAGCUCGCGCGCGCCCCGGGCGCGGCCAGGAACCUGCUCUCCAUCGCGCGCGAGCACGCCGAGCCCUCGCCCAUCCGCAGGCUGGCGCUCAUGGUGGUCUGCAACGUGGCCGCCUGCGCGGAGGGCCGCACCGCGCUGAUGGACGCGGGCGCCGUGGCGACGGUGACCGCCAUCCUGUCCGACGACGCGCGCAACUCGGAGCUGCAGGAAUGGUGCGUCGCGGCAUUGUACGGUAUGAGCAGGGGCAGCCCGCGGUUCCGGGGGCUCGCCAGAGCGGCCGGCGCCGACCGCCCGCUCAUCCUCAUCGCCGAGCAAGCGAACCCCGGCGUUCACAAGGGGAUGGCGCAGACGGCGCUGCGCACAAUGCUGGGCCUGGGCGACAGCGACCUGUCGGACUGCAGGGACAGCGAGGGCUACUAUGGCGCAUCGGCGCCGCCUCACCGCCGGCGCGUGGCGAGCUGGGGCGCUCCGCCUGCCGCGACACCGCCAAGCUCUCAUCAAUGCCGAUCCGUAUGCAUUGAUUAAUUGACGUUUAUAUGCUACAUGAUGGUGUGACGUGCUUUCUUCGGGUUGAAAUCGUGGUGUGCUUUCUUCUUUCUUGAUUGGUCCGUCAUUUUUGAUGGAUGGUGCAGUGAAUUGGUGAUGAAACCAGAGUAGUGCAUGUGUGUAUGUUUGUACUCUGUACUGUACUGCUACGUUGUUCUUGUCAUGCCAGCCAAACUGUAUAUAGGUUAUUGCUUGCAAGUUAAUGCAAUGUUUUGUUAAUUGCAUUAUAUUAUUGUACUAAUUGCAAAGUUUACAUA